This is a messenger RNA of Bufo bufo (common toad), 1530 nucleotides long. RefSeq names its product chromosome 6 C20orf85 homolog (gene CIMIP1). The coding region runs from base 4 to 417 and encodes 137 amino acids. The transcript is spliced from 4 exons. Lineage: Eukaryota; Metazoa; Chordata; Amphibia; Anura; Bufonidae. The record is from RefSeq and is a predicted model, not a curated record.
GACAUGGCAGCCGCCCCGCAGCACGGCUCCCAGCAGGGCAAACACAGCAAUCCUGUGGCCCAGGACAUGAUCUGGAAGGCGCAUGUGAAAAAAGAGCUGGAAACCACCAAGAUGUGGCCAGAAAACUGGGGGUUCUUCACUACACCCUACAAUAAGCUGAGUGCUGAAAAUGUCAUGGAAGCAAAGGAGGCGGUGCAACAAAUAAAAGUUCAUGGCCACAUGAAGGUUCGGACAGUCACCCCAAUGGAACAGUACAUAAAGGUUGAGCCAUCUCCUGCCCUCCCUCAAACAACCCAAGGCCUGAUAGGCUGGAGAUCAACUGUCCCAAACCUGCAACUGGAACGUUACGGCAGAACCCGGUACCUUAAGGGUGAUUUUUGCAAAAGCAUGAACUGGCCGGCCGAAGGGAUCGCCUGAAUGUAUCAGUUUUCUGCCUUGCCCCCCACCAAGGCCAAAUGGAAACACUGUAACAGUUGUGGAAUAAACUGAGGCCAUAAAAAGUCAAAAAGUUUAAUUUUUGUAAAUUUUUUAUUUUUUUUGCUUGUUCUGCAGCAAGAUGGGGAAAAAAACACUGGAGGAGAUGAGUAAAUGUUAAAAAUCUGCAUAGAGAGUGAGCAACGAGAGCAAACAUUGUAGCGGAAAACCUGAUUUACGGGCGCCUCGCCUCCAGCCUAGUAUCCCGCUAUUUACAUUAUGGCAUUAAAGGUUAGUGCAGCUUUAUGCUGAUUGAAGUGAGGCUCCAGGCGGAGAGUUUAACACUUCCAUCCUACAAGUCAACACAUUCAGAAAAUGGGUUUUCAAGGAAGUGGCAACAGCGGGGCAGGCACAAUUAUUUCAUGUUAACUUGUUGACGGCCUAAUGUUUUAAUGAGACUCCGAGAUGACCACGUUUGUCUUCAGUCUUGCAGUUCUUAAGAAUCAGAGCAGACAUAAGAGAUUGCCUUGAAUUAGAAAAAAUAUGGCUGUUUUCUUCCAAAAACAGCGCCACAGCUGUCUACAGGUUGUGUGUGGUAUUGCACUACAGCCACAUUCACUUCAUGGGUUGUGCCUGGAAUGGCUCAGCUCUAGUGGGCUGCUGUGGUGCUGUUUUUGGAAGAAAGCGGCAAUGUUUUCUAAUCUUGGACAACCCCUUCAAGUUUGAUAUAGCAUGGAGGAGGCAGGGAGCUGUGAGAAAAGUAUGAAUAUGGGGCCCCUUAUGUGGAAGGUUCUUAAAGGCCCAGUCCAAUUUUAUGCAAAGCGUUGUUUAAUGGAAAGUUUUAAAACUUUCUAAUAUACUUUGUCUUUCACUACUUCAGUGUUCCCAUGAUUUCAGUGAAUUGAAAUAGACCUGUUCAGACCAAAAAUUUCACAUAACUGUAGGUUUGUUACAAUUGUAUCUAGUCUAGACAACCUUCAGCAGCAAAAAUCUCUUGACAAUGUCUUACAUUUUACCUACAUUGAUACAUUGUAUCAGUGUGUAUCAAAUGUAUCAGACCACAGAGAAUUAUGCUGAAUGGACGCAAUUGUAACAAACCUUCAACAUAGUCAGACA